CAAUCCUUCAACAAGACAACAAAGUACGCAUUAUCCAUAACAAAUGACAACUUCAGUUUAUCACCACAUGGUCCACAUCCGCUCUCUCCAACCAUUUUCAUUUCAACAGAGUAGUUGUCAUUCGAAGAUUUCGAGAGCUGAGUCAUGUAAGUACUACAUUGCAAAUGUAUCAAAAUCAAGAAACAUAAUGCAAUCUUGGGGAUAUAAAUAUACAUUAAUACCAAGUAGAGACAUGGGAUUUAGGAGUAACUGUAAAGUAGACUUAAGUAGUGAUGUUGAGAUGGGGGCUAAGUUGUAUUUAGGGAUGGAUUUCGGCACAUCUGGUGCAAGGUAUGCGAUUAUUGACAAGGAAGGGAUUAUAUAUUCCGAAGGCAAGAGAGAUUACCCUAUGUUUUUGAGUGGUGAUGCAGUUGAUUGGGUGCGAUCAUGGAAAACAACACUUUUUUCUCUUCUUGAAGAUAUACCGAUUACUCUACGUUCAUUUAUUAUUUCCAUCUCUAUUGACGGUACUUCUGCAACUACUCUGAUUUUAGACAGCAAAAAUGGAGAAGCUUUAGCAAGACCUUUACUGUAUAACGAGAGUUGUCCUGACGCUUUACCUAUUGUAAAAUCCAUUGCCCCUUCAAACCACACAGUAUGCUCGGGUUCUUCGACCUUAUGCAAGCUCGUUUCAUGGUGGACCUCGAGCCAUUCAACUAACGAGUCUGCAGUGCUAAUGCACCAAGCUGAUUGGCUAUUGUGGAUUCUUCAUGGUAAAAUUGGAGUGUCCGACUACAAUAACGCGUUAAAGGUUGGCUAUGAUCCUGAACUCGAGUCUUAUCCUUCGUGGCUGAAGUCCCAGCCAUAUUCACGUGUUCUGCCAACUGUCCAAGCUCCAGGAACUAUAAUUGGCACCCUUAAGGAGGAUAUAAGAACAAAAUUUGGUUUUCCUGAAGAUUGUGUUGUUUGCACUGGAACCACGGAUAGUAUAGCCGCGUUUCUUGCAGCCCGAGCUACUCAACCUGGAAAGGCGGUAACGUCGUUAGGUUCUACACUUGCAAUAAAACUAUUAAGCACUACGAGAAUUGAGGAUGCACGAUUUGGGGUGUAUAGCCAUCGUCUUGAUGACAAAUGGCUUGUUGGAGGGGCCUCAAACACUGGUGGAGCUGUUCUUCGGCAACUUUUUUCAGAUGAACAAUUGGAUAAUUUGAGUACACAAAUAAACCCAAUGGAGGCUUCAUCAUUAGACUAUUAUCCACUACCUACUGAGGGCGAGAGAUUUCCAAUAGCUGACCCCAAAAUGGUGCCAAGGUUGAGUCCUCGACCAGAAAGUGAUGUAGCAUACUUGCACGGAAUUCUUGAAUCCAUAGCACGCAUUGAGGCAAAAGGAUAUGCAUUGUUGAAGGAUUUAGGAGCGACCAAAGUGGAAGAAGUCUUUACAGCAGGCGGUGGAUCCAAAAAUGAUAAAUGGACAAAGAUUCGAGAGAGGGUGCUUGGUUUACCUGUGAGUCAAGCACUUCAAACAGAAGCGGCUUACGGGGCUGCUCUAUUGGCAUUGAAAGGAACCCAGUGAUGAUAAAAGUAUUAAACAAUAAAAUAUACAUUGUUAUUUUAUCUAAGUUAUAAGAUAGUACCGCAGAUGGUAAAGCAAAAAUUUCUAUCGGAAAGUUGUGCAUUGAAUGUUGCACAAUCAAAUACUACCGUAUAAAUUUAGCAAACUCGUACAGAAAGUCCUUUUAACCUUCA
This is a messenger RNA of Erigeron canadensis, 1725 nucleotides long. RefSeq names its product D-ribulose kinase. Gene Ontology annotation, biological process: xylulose metabolic process. The record is from RefSeq and is a predicted model, not a curated record. NCBI's taxonomy places the organism in Eukaryota, Viridiplantae, Streptophyta, Magnoliopsida, Asterales, Asteraceae. The transcript is spliced from 10 exons. Gene Ontology annotation, molecular function: D-xylulokinase activity. Gene Ontology annotation, cellular component: cytosol. Bases 44 to 1552 code for a protein of 502 amino acids.